This is a messenger RNA of Drepanopeziza brunnea f. sp. 'multigermtubi' MB_m1, 696 nucleotides long. The record is from RefSeq and is a predicted model, not a curated record. Lineage: Eukaryota; Fungi; Ascomycota; Leotiomycetes; Helotiales; Drepanopezizaceae.
AUGUCUUCAAGUGUUAGCAUCGGAUCUUCCGCAGAGUUCAGCAAGUUAUUGAGCUCCUCGACAGUUGUAGUGGCAGACUUCUACGCAGACUGGUGUGGACCAUGCAAAGCUAUUGCUCCUACCUACGAGUCCCUGGCAGCGAAGCAUUCGAAGCCGAACCGUGUCACUUUCACCAAAGUCAAUGUCGACAAUCAGCCGGAGAUUGCGCAGAAAUACGGUGUUAGAGCGCAAGUCCCCUCUCCCUCGCCCCCAAGGCCCCAGCUAACAGACACCAGCAUGCCGACCUUCAUGAUUUUCAAAUCCGGCCAAGUAAUCAACACGAUUCGUGGUGCCGAUAAAAAUAGCCUUACGACUGCCGUCGAAGCGGCUGUCAAGCUCGCCGGAGCUGCGGCUCCAGCCUACUCCUCCGUUGGACGAACCCUCGGUGGAGCUUCAUCGCAUCGGGCAUCAAUGGCGCGACCGUUUAAUUUCAAGAGCAUCAUCGAUACGAUUAUUGGGUUCCUCGGGCUUUACUUCACAAGCUUGUUCUCUUUUGAUGCAUAUGCGGCGGCGGAGAGCAGCCCGUUCAAUAUCCACAGGGUGACACAACCAUCAGUUACGACAGCUACUGGGAGGAAGGUUGAGAAGAGGACAGGGGCUACGACACAAGCUGGGAAGAAGCUAGGGACGAUCUCGGAUUUUGCGAACAGGGACUAG